AACACGCGACUUAUGAAGUAAGGGAGCUAAAUCAGACUUUUUUUCCAAGGCAAGAAUGCAGAAACGAGACAACUUCAUUCCAGGCCCAUAAAACAAAACCAGCCCAAGGCUCAAAUUCUACCGCAUCGUGGCCCACUUCGCCUCUCUUUCCUUCCCCGCGUGAUCGAAGCGCACGGCGGCGUCGCCGCAACCAGAAACCCUCGCCUCGCCGCCGUCGACUCGACUCGUACCGGAGCGCCGGAUCCAGACCGCUGCCGUCCCUAGCUCCGCCCGCCUCCUCCUCCUCCGCCAUGGCGGAGGGGGAUUCCAGGGAUGGGCGCAGGGGGUGGAUCCCGCCGCCGGCGGAGAAGCUCACCGACGACCUCCUCGUCGAGAUCCUCUCGCGCGUGCCCUACAAGUCGCUCUGCCGAUCCAAGUGCGUCUCCAGGCGGUGGCGCCGCGUCAUCUCCCACCCCGACCACCGUCACCUGCUGCCGCGGUAUCACCUCGGCGACGCCAUUGUCGGCUUCUUCUACUCCGACACCUUCACCAACGUCACAGGGGAAGGCCGCCCGUUUGUUGACCCCUCGCUCCCCUUCCUGCCCAAGUGCGAGUUUCUCAACGUCCUUGACAGCUGCAAUGGCCUCCUCCUGUGCCGCUGCUGGAGGCUCGCAGAUCCACGGAGAUUUGAUUACCUUGUGGUUAAUCCUGCCACUGAACAAUGGGUCAUCCUGCCUGAUUCCGGCUGGUCUGACAAGGUGCAGACUGCUCGUUUGGGGUUCGAUCCAGUGGUCUCCUCCUCGCACUUUCAUGUGUUUGAGUUCGUGGAGGAUGGUGCUGGGGAUGCCGAUGGGAAUGUCGAUGAUGACGACGACUUUGAUGGGCAUGUCAAAGGGGUGGAAAUCUACUCAUCCGUAACUGGAGAAUGGAGUCACAAGGACAAUGGUUGGGACUGGGAAAUCAGGAUACGCGAUGAAUGGAAUAGCGUGUUUUUUGAUGGUGUGCUGCAUUUGAUCACUCUGGAGUAUGUGGUGGCAGCGGUUGACGUGGAGGGGAACGCUUGGAGGACCAUUCCUAUGCCACAAAGUCUAGUUGAGCCUUUCGAUGGUAUUGGUGAGGGAUUCAUUGGCCUGUCUCAGGGUUCUCUGUAUUUUGUAAACACCGAUCACGAUGAACCAUAUAAAGUAUCAGUAUGGGUUCUUGAGGACUACAGCAGUGAACAGUGGAUCUGGAAGCACACUGUCAGCCAUUUACAUCUAUUUCGAACCAAGAGACUCCUUUUUGGUCAUGACUACAAAGUUGUCUCAAUUCAUCCGGAAGGGAAUAUCAUUUUCUUGGUUUUGCCGCAUAGCAAAAUACUCAUGUCCUAUGAAAUGGAGAGCAGAGAAGUGUGUUUUAUAUGUGGGAUUGGAGGUAGUUCCGACUGGCUUCUGUAUCUUCCAUAUGUUCCCUUGUACUCAGAAUCAUUGGCAGAUGGGCAUUGAUCAUCGUACUUGCAUAGGUUGUUGAGUGCAUUCUGCAACCGCACUUUCUGGGCCAACUUUUCAGUAACUUAGAACUUUAUUCGGAUUUUGUAAUAAUGAUUUGUAUUUGAUUGUUUGCGGUGUCAAAAACCCUCUAGCAUUUAUCAUUUAACAAUGGAUGCUAUAUCCUAUAAACAUAUAUUCUGGUGAGUUAUGCAUGACUAAUAUCAGUUUAUGUUGUUGCUUAUUUCCUCAUCAGGAAAAGCUUAUUUCUCUCAAUAUUUGUUGAGAUUUCAUAUUACAUUAUUUCCUCAUCAGGUAAUGCUUAUUUAUGUCAAUAUUUGUUGAGACUUCAUAUUACAUUGUUUACUGUUUUUCUCCCAUUGGAUCCCCUCCCCUGGUCAUGCAUAGUACAGCUAUUUUGUUCACUUUACAUGGGAGUUUGUAUUAGUUCUGUUUUGCAUGGGAGUUUAUAUUAGUUCGUCAGUGCUGAAAUGAUAUGUACUAGUUGAGGAAGGGUACUCUUUUUAUUAGAUUGUCUAGAAUAUUUGAUGUAUCGGAUACUGGCUCGUAUAAAAGAUAUUACCACAAUCGUAGAACAUGUUGAGAGCAUACUCGUCUAUAACUAAUUAUUCUUUUUCGUCACACACAAAUUGGCAUUACUGUAUUUCCCAUAAGCAUAUUUUAGCUUCAAUGUAAUGUUUUAUGUGGUAGCUGCUGAAAUCAUGUCAGUGGAACUCAAUGGCUAUGGCUGACUGCCUAACUUUUGUCUCCUGGGUGUGUUGAACAAUGUGUCUUCUGGACAGUGGAGACUACUGAAAUUGUUUUGUUUGUGUUCGAUUAUAGUCGUUUUACUGUAAGUUUUUGAUAUUUUAGAUGCCUAGAGUUGCUGUAUAUCGUCUUGACUUGGUGGUUAAUGAUGGAACAAAUAUUGAUUGAUCAUUUC
Oryza sativa Japonica Group (Japanese rice) is the source of this 2388-nucleotide messenger RNA. Its product is annotated as F-box protein At5g07610. Gene Ontology annotation, molecular function: protein binding. NCBI's taxonomy places the organism in Eukaryota, Viridiplantae, Streptophyta, Magnoliopsida, Poales, Poaceae. The record is from RefSeq and is a predicted model, not a curated record.